AACCAACGAUUUACAUCAUCUCUCUCUCUCUCCUCUCUCACAAAGAGAACUACAGAUUGUGAUAGAGCACUCACGACUCUUCCUUGUCCGCUCUGGUGGCAAACAUCUCAGGCCGGCCUUACCCCUUCCACACACUCCAAGAUUCACAACCAUCUUUAGAGAAUUCUACAUCUUAUUAGGAUUCAAUCCAGCCUCGAAUUCCAUCGCUUUAUAUUUCAUGCGAGUUUUUGUGAAAAUAUAGACACCGACAAAUCCCGAUCUGCAGGCGGAUUCGAAUUCCUUGUAUUUUCGGUAUUUGCACGAGCUGGGUAGGUCGGGGUUUUGGGUUCGAUCUUUUUUUUUUCUCCCGAUUUGAUUGUUGGGUUUGUUUCAAUCAGAGAUUGGAAUCACAAUUUUCGGGUUCCGUUUGAAAUGGUCUAUUUCCAUAACUCAAUCUCGGUCUACAACUCCGUUGACCAACCCACUGCAAUGGCUGACACUAAAUCAAGGCUUAACAAUCAUGUAUCAAGGAACCGAAAGGCACCCUAUUUGCCUAAUUGCUCGAAAAUCCCGGUUUGUGCUCGAUCUCGAUCGGCGGCAGUCGAUAUAGUAAUCCUUAUUGUCGUUAUUGGUGCUUGUGGAUUUUUGCUGUUCCCUUAUAUUAGGUUUAUGGUCGUUGAGCUUAUUGGAAUUGUUGGAGCGAUUGUUCGUGUGGUUAGGGAGGAAGUUGCUGAUGCUCCGAUGAUAUAUGGUUCUAUAGGACUCAGCGUUUGCUGUGCUGCAUUGGCUGCCUGGAUGGUUGUGAUAUGUACUUGCCGGAAAUGUGGGAAUCCGAAUUGCAAAGGGCUGAGGAAGGCGGCGGAGUUCGAUAUUCAGUUGGAGACAGAGGAGUGCGUGAAGAACUCGACUAAUUUGGUUAAAGAUGGAGGACUAAAGAAGGGUCUGUUUGAAUUGCCACGCGAUCACCACCGGGAAUUGGAGGCGGAGCUCAAGAAGAUGGCGCCGCCUAAUGGAAGAGCAGUCCUUGUUUUUCGUGGGAGGUGUGGAUGUUCUGUUGGUAGAUUGGAAGUUCCGGGGCCGAAGAAGCAUCGGAAGAGCAAAAAGUAGGAUUGAUGUUGAUUGUUCUAAUUCAAUACAGGAUAAUCAAGAUACAGGAAUAACCAUAACGCAGAGAGAAGGGCCUUCUCUUGUUGAUCUUUUUCAGAACUAUGUCGUCUUUAAAUAAGCUUAUGGUAAUAAGUUGUAAGAAUUAUAUAGAGCGGGAAUAUAAGAAUCCUUUAAUUUA
Juglans regia (Persian walnut) is the source of this 1264-nucleotide messenger RNA. RefSeq lists its product as uncharacterized. The coding region runs from base 412 to 1086 and encodes 224 amino acids. NCBI's taxonomy places the organism in Eukaryota, Viridiplantae, Streptophyta, Magnoliopsida, Fagales, Juglandaceae. The record is from RefSeq and is a predicted model, not a curated record. The transcript has a single exon.